Dermacentor silvarum is the source of this 579-nucleotide messenger RNA. RefSeq lists its product as uncharacterized. Bases 1 to 579 code for a protein of 192 amino acids. The record is from RefSeq and is a predicted model, not a curated record. The transcript has a single exon. NCBI's taxonomy places the organism in Eukaryota, Metazoa, Arthropoda, Arachnida, Ixodida, Ixodidae.
AUGCAAGGCAUAUGCGAUAGCAAUGCGAGAUUUGAAGACGUUUUUACAGGCACCCCCAGCAAGAUCCCCGAUGCCAGAGUCCUUAGGCUGUCAACAGUGAACGAGGAUCUGCCAACAAUCUGCCAAAUCAACCAGUACCACAUUCUUGGAGAUGCUGCCUAUCCAAUACGGGAACACCUUCUUACACCAUACAAAGAUUUUGGUGCCAUGACAGAUGCGCAGAUUGUGUACAACCACCGUCACUCUUCGACGCGUGUCGUGAUCGAGAACGCAUUCGGCCGCCUCAAACAGAGGUUCCGCCAACUGCGGUACAUUGAAUUCCAAACUGUGGACAAGAUAACGCAAUUCAUCAUUGCUUGCUGUACACUGCACAAUAUUUGCCUUGACGUUGGGGAUUUAAAUGUUGACGACAUCCUAACUGAUGACGACCUGCAGGAAAGACAACAAGAGAUCGCUCAGCAUCGCAUUCUCCGAGAGGAAGAAUGCAAGGAAGCAAGCCAGUCCAUACCGACACAGAGAGAGUCAGCCCUGCGGCGCCUUGGUGAACUGAAGCGGAGCAACCUGGCACAGCGUUUAUAA